AUGCCACUUCGCGGGAAGCGCCGCGCGCCCGCGAAACAGACUACUCCACCACAGGAACUGCUGCCUAGCCUGGAGGCAUCGGUGACGUACUGUUGUGGCUGGUAUGCAUUUGGCUGUGCCAAGAAGGAAUGGGAACUUGUCCAUGCGACAGUUCUUAUCAAGGCCAACCUGUAUUUGGUAGUGCUUGUAAGAGGCGGUGUCGUUGAUGCAUUAAACGGUACACCGCGCCGUUGA
Messenger RNA from Exserohilum turcica Et28A, 234 nucleotides. RefSeq lists its product as uncharacterized. NCBI's taxonomy places the organism in Eukaryota, Fungi, Ascomycota, Dothideomycetes, Pleosporales, Pleosporaceae. The record is from RefSeq and is a predicted model, not a curated record. The transcript has a single exon. Bases 1 to 234 code for a protein of 77 amino acids.